This is a messenger RNA of Lolium perenne, 1840 nucleotides long. Its product is annotated as cyclin-B1-1. Gene Ontology annotation, biological process: mitotic cell cycle phase transition. NCBI's taxonomy places the organism in Eukaryota, Viridiplantae, Streptophyta, Magnoliopsida, Poales, Poaceae. Gene Ontology annotation, molecular function: cyclin-dependent protein serine/threonine kinase regulator activity. The record is from RefSeq and is a predicted model, not a curated record.
UUCCGCCAGAAGCCGCCCGUCGUUAUAUCCGCUCCAAGAUCCAUCCAUCACGCUCACGCCACCGAUUAACCAAGGCAAGAAGGCAGAGAGAGAGAGAGUGACGCAAGAAACGCCGUAGAGCACGCCGGAGCCGUGGCUGCGCUCGCCGGCGGGGAAGAGGGGUCGCGGGUUGCGCGUCUCCAGUCGUUCUUCUCCACCGUGCUCUCGGGGUUCUUUGGCCAGGGCGAGGAGGAGAUGGCCACGCGCAACCAGAACGUCGCUGCCGCUCCGCAGCAGCAGCAGAACAGAGCGCUAGGUGGUGGUGUCCCCGCUCCGGGAAAGCAGAAGGCCGCCAUGGCUGGCAGGCCCGAGACCAACAAGCCUCGGCGGGGCGUCCUGCGCGACAUCGGCAACUUCGGCAACGUCCGCGUGCCCGAAGGGAAGCCGCAGCUCCAGGAGCCGGUGAAUGCUCACCGCCCCGUGACGAGGAACUUCGGUGCUCAACUCAUUAAGAAAGCGCAGGAGAAAGCCAAGAAUCCGGCGAGGCUGCCCAGAGUCAAGCUCGCCCCUCCUCCCGCUGAGCACGUCAUCGAGAUCAGCUCCGACUCCGACGUGAGCAAGUCGACGGAGGGCAGCGUCAGCUCCGUCCGCAAGCAAUCGAGGAAGAAGGUGAUCACCACCUUUACUUCUGUGCUUUCAGCACGCUCCAAGUACGCGGCUCGGGAAGUGAUCCAGGACAUCGACAAGCUCGACGGCGACAAUCAGCUCGCCGUCGUCGACUACAUUGAAGAUAUCUACACGUUUUACAAAGUUGCCGAGAAUGAGUGCCGCCCCUGCGACUACAUCGAAUCCCAGGUGGAGAUCAACUCCAAGAUGCGAGGCAUCCUCGCUGACUGGAUCAUCGAAGUGCAUCAAAAGUUCGAUCUCAUGCCGGAGUCCCUGUACCUUACCAUGUACAUCAUCGACCGGUACCUCUCGAUGCAGCCCGUGCUUCGGAGGGAGCUGCAGCUGGUAGGCGUCUCGGCUCUGCUGAUCGCCUGCAAGUACGAGGAGAUCUGGGCUCCUGAGGUGAACGAUUUCAUCUUGAUAUCAGACAGUGCCUACACCCGGGAGCAGAUACUGAGGAUGGAGAAGGCUAUUCUGAACAGGCUUCAAUGGAACCUGACCGUUCCUACACCAUAUGUCUUCCUUGUGCGCUUUGCAAAGGCGGCGUCCUCCUCUGAUUCGAAGAAUGAUAAGGAGCUGGAGAACAUGGUGUUCUUCUUUGCUGAGCUAGCGCUUAUGCAGUACUCGCUGGUGCUGUCCAAGCCCUCCAUGGUUGCUGCUGCUGCUGUCUACACAGCCAGGCUCACGCUUAAGAAGACACCUCUGUGGACCGACACCCUCAAGCAUCAUACUGGCUUCACUGAAUCACAGCUGCUGGACUGUGCAAAGAUCCUCGUGACCUCGCACUCGACUGCCCCUGAGAGCAAGCUGAAGGUGGUCUAUAAAAAGUACUCUAGCGAGAAGCUGGGAGGGGUUGCCCUGCGCCCACCUGCAACUGAAAUCUGCAAAUAAAGAGGAUUUCUGGGAAUCGUUUUGCUUUAGAGUGUGCAAUGGAAGGCGUGUCUGACACUGGAUUUGUUGGUUAUUUCUUGCUUUUAGAGUGCAAGGAGUGUUUAAAAACUUUGAGAUAGUUGCUACGCUGUUUGGUCACAAGUCAGGAUAUUAUCUGACUUUUGACACUACUAUUAGGAUUUCGUCUGCAGUCCCUGAACUGCCACUUGUGUGAUAAAAUACACCUUAGUAUUGGUGUAUAUAGAUGUGUUUUUCUGAAUUGUAUGGUGACAGUUCUGAAUAAGCAUGAAUGGUGAACUCCCAA